This is a messenger RNA of Calliphora vicina (urban bluebottle blowfly), 4032 nucleotides long. It is a transcript of the gene Cul3, whose product is annotated as cullin 3. Gene Ontology annotation, cellular component: Cul3-RING ubiquitin ligase complex. Gene Ontology annotation, biological process: protein ubiquitination; ubiquitin-dependent protein catabolic process. The record is from RefSeq and is a predicted model, not a curated record. The transcript has 11 exons. The coding region runs from base 323 to 3046 and encodes 907 amino acids. NCBI's taxonomy places the organism in Eukaryota, Metazoa, Arthropoda, Insecta, Diptera, Calliphoridae. Gene Ontology annotation, molecular function: ubiquitin protein ligase binding.
ACUUUAAAAGAAAGCGACGUCGUUGUGAGAGGAGAAUAUCUAAUACAAGUGAUACAAUAAAAUUGAAAAUCUAAAAAUAAAUUAAAAAGAUUUUCAAAUAUAACAGUAACUUUGAUAAAAUUUGCCACUUAAGAGAAAAUUUAACGUGUUACUUAACUUUUAUAACAAAUUUAAUUGUCUUAAACUUUUAUUCUUUUAAAUAACAAACUUUUUAAAAUAACAUUAGUAACAAGUGGCAACAAUAAAUCUCCCUAAAAAUCUGCGCCCAAUUUCUUAAGUUACUGGUGAAGCUCUAAAACAUUUAAUUAAUUUUAAACUUCCAAUGCCCAGGGAAUACCGUCCUGGUGCAUACAACCGCAACAAAACUUUGAAUAAUUCUAAUACAAAUUCCAACGGUGCCAGUGGUAGUAACAGUAAUAAUAAUAACAACAGCCCCGGAGGCUAUUAUCGAUAUAAUAAUAGUGGCCCAAAUUAUACGGCCACUAACAAUGGCAGUCGUUUCAGUGGCGACCUUAGACAUCCUACAAUUUCAAGUGGAAAUGGCUCUGGCACUAGCCGCUUUCGCAAAAUUUUCGUAAACAAACGUACAACUAAUAAAGAUGAACAACCCUCUACCUCAACGGUGUUAUGGAAAUCAAAACAUUUUGUUGAUGCGAACAAGCAGCGUCCAAUAUCUUACUCAACUUUCAAUAAGUUAAUUGAAAUUCAACGAAAGUUUCCUUUAUGGUUGCCGGACUAUAAAACAAAUGCUUUCAAUGCCUCUAUGGAUGAGAAGUAUGUGGAAACAAUAUGGGCCAGUUUAAAAAACGCUAUACAAGAGAUCCAAAAGAAAAACAAUUCGGGUCUAUCAUUCGAACAGCUCUAUCGCAAUGCCUACAACAUGGUACUACACAAAUACGGCCAUCGUUUGUACUUUGGUUUGAGGGAAGUGGUAAAAGAGCAUCUAGAGGAGAAGGUGCGCAAAGAUGUGCUCGAAAGUUUGCACAAUAAUUUUCUGCCAAAACUCAAUCAGGCCUGGACUGAUCAUCAAACAUCGAUGGUGAUGAUACGCGAUAUACUAAUGUAUAUGGAUCGUGUAUAUGUGCAAAAUCGUGAAGUGGAAAAUGUCUAUAAUUUAGGUCUAAUACUAUUUAGAGAUGAGAUUGUACGCUAUUCGGAAAUCCAGAAGGCUUUGCGUGAAACCCUUUUAGGCAUGGUGAUGGAUGAACGCAGUGGCGAAGCUAUAAAUCAUUUAGCUAUAAAAAAUGCUUGCCAAAUGUUAAUGGCAUUGGGCAUUAACUCACGCUCCGUGUAUGAGGAUGAUUUUGAGAAGCCCUUCUUAGCCCAAUCAGCUUCUUUUUAUAAAUUUGAAUCGCAAAAGUUUUUGGCCGAAAAUAAUGCUAGUGUCUAUUUAAAGAAAGUAGAGGCUCGCAUCCAAGAAGAAUCGGCCCGGGCUGCUCUCUAUUUAGAUAAAGACACUGAACCGCGCAUUGUUAAAGUUGUCGAAGAUGAACUCAUCAAAAAACACAUGCGCACCAUUGUGGAAAUGGAAAAUUCAGGCGUGGUUUAUAUGAUUAAAAACUCUAAAACCGAGGAUUUGGCCUGUACCUAUAAAUUGUUUUCUAGACUUAAGGAGGAGGGCCUGAAAGUUAUUGCCGACACCAUGUCGGCCUAUUUAAGGGAACAGGGACGCAUGUUGGUCAAAGAGGAGGAUAAUGGCACAACAAAUCCCAUAACAUUUGUACAGAAUUUACUCGAUCUUAAAGAUCGUUUUGAUCAAUUUCUUCAUCACUCGUUCAAUAACGAUCGGCUCUUCAAAAAUGUCAUCUCAUCUGAUUUUGAGAAUUUCCUUAAUCUGAAUACAAAAUCACCGGAAUAUUUGUCGCUGUUCAUAGAUGACAAAUUGAAAAAGGGUGGCAAGGGCAUGACUGAACAAGAAAUUGAGGUCAUAUUGGACAAGACUAUGGUGUUGUUUAGAUUCUUAUUGGAAAAAGAUGUAUUUGAACGAUACUAUAAAACUCAUUUAGCCAAGCGUUUACUGCUCAAUAAAUCAGUCUCGGAUGAUUUUGAAAAGAAUAUGAUUUCGAAAUUAAAGACUGAAUGUGGCUGUCAAUUUACUUCAAAAUUAGAGGGAAUGUUCAAGGAUAUGUCUAUAUCGAAUACCACCAAUGAGGAGUUCAAAAUCUAUAUAAAUAAUCAUAAUAUUAAUUUAACUGUGGAAUUUACCUGUAGGAUACUCACUACCGGUUUUUGGCCUACACAAACUUCCACACCCAAUUGUAAUAUACCAGCGGCGCCCAGAGAAGCCUAUGAAAUAUUUAAGAAAUUCUAUCUGGAUAAACAUUCUGGACGUCAAUUGACAUUACAACCACAACUGGGUAAUGCUUGCCUCAAUGCCGUCUUCUAUGGCCGCAAAGUUAUCGAUGCCGCGGCGGCUGCUGCCGAAAAGGACAAAGAUGCCCCCAGUUCUAGUAUGUCCUCGUCCAGCUCCAGUGGUUGUACUAUACCCGCUACAACGCGUAAACAUAUUUUAACCGUGUCCACGUAUCAGAUGUGUAUACUGAUGCUGUUCAAUAAUCGUGAGGUCAUGACCUAUGAGGAAAUUCAACAGGAGACCGAUAUACCAGAACGUGAACUACAAAGAGCUAUACAAUCGUUGUCGAUGGGCAAACCAUCACAACGUCUACUGGUGCGAAAUUCAAAAACAAAAACUAAGGACAUUGAUCCAACGGAUGAGUUCCUGGUGAACGAUGCGUUUGUUUCGAAAUUCCACAGAGUUAAAAUUCAAACUGUGGCUGCCAAAGCAGAUACGGAGCCAGAACGUAAAGAAACCAGAGGAAAAGUUGAUGAGGAUCGUAAGCAUGAAAUUGAAGCAGCUAUUGUGCGUAUAAUGAAAGCACGAAAGCGUAUGCCGCACAAUUUACUGGUGUCAGAUGUAACAUCUCAAUUGAAGUCCAGAUUCCUACCAUCACCCGUCUUGAUUAAAAAACGAAUAGAGGGUCUGAUCGAAAGAGAAUAUUUGGCCAGAACGCCCGAGGAUCGUAAAGUUUAUGUUUAUUUAGCUUAAAUGUCAGAAACAAAAAUCCAACCGCGCAGAGACAGACAUACAAACAAACAGAUAAAACACAAACACGCUUUGAUAGAUUUUUGUGUUGGUUUUUUUUUAAGAAAAAGAAAAAAAUUAAAAAAAAGAAAACAAGAACCAAUUCUCCAAUCAUGCAUUAUCAUAAAUAAGAAGAAGAAGAAAAACACACACUCCCUCGAAAACACCUUUAUAUCUCCUAAACACCCUACACUACAUACACACCUACACAUACACACACACACCAACGUUUAUUCAUAUAAAAAUCCUAUAUAUAAAUAUAUUUUCAAAUGUGAACUCUAAACGUGGAAUAGAAAAAUAACAAUCCAAAAUUUAUAUUUUCAACUAAAAACAAAAACCAAAUGAUUGAACUAUUUUUUUAAAAGGAAAUUGCAAAUGUUUCUCGAUCUCUCUUUCUCUGUGUAUUGGAAAGUUAACUGAGCUGACAAUAGAGUGUGUUUGUUAUUAAAAAGAAGAAAAAAACAACAAAAAACAAGGACAACAAUGUCAAGUUUUAUAGUUAGUAUUUUUUUAAAUUAUUUAAAAUCUUAAAGGAUUAUACAUAUAUAUUGAUUGAUUUUUAUUUUCUACUCAAAAAAACCAAGAAUAUAAAGACAAAUUUGGAUUACUAUUUUUUUUUUAUUUUAUAAAAUUUAAAAAUUUUUGGAAUAAUUUUCAUUCAUUAUUUUUUUUUUUUUUCAAUUUCUAUACUGUUUGGGUUUAGUCUUCCUGUAAACUAAUAAAAAACAAAAAUAAUCUACACCUUGAACUGAAAAUGACUUUAAUAAACAAUUGUGUGUAUUUUUUAAAGAAGAGUUUUAGCCUUUAAGAGAAAAUCUUUUUAAAAUUAAACAUUCAUUUUAUCCUCUUAACAAAAAUUGUUACAUUUUCAUUCCCCUUCAAUUCACAGACCUUGAAACAAAAACAAAAUUGUGUAAUUUUUAAAUAAAUUUGUUACAUAUUAAGCUGGA